UGGUUCACAAUUCCCAUAACGAAACAAAAUAAGCCCCUAUCCAUCCAUCCACAAAGAAGAAAAGAAAAGAGAGUCCUGGUGAGAUUAUGAAUGUGCCAUGGGCAAUGCAUGUUCAAGAUUCCUUCAUGUUUCUCUUCUCUUACAAUAAUUUCCAUUUCACUACUAAGCCCAAUAAUUCAAACUUAGAUUAACUAAUUCUGGCAACAAGCCUAGCUAGCUAGAAACUUCUAUAUAUGCAUCUUUCCUAUAAACUUAAUCAAUAUCCACCUUUAUCAAAAACCACCUGUCUCUGUCUCUCGCUCGAUCGAUAGUGGAGGUCACUGUGAAGCGAAAAAGGAUUCCAUUUCUUCCCCUAUAUAAUCAGAUGCUCCCAGGACAGCUAUGUUGUGACUUGAAGAGAGAAAUAUCACUCACACAAGAGGAAAAGAAGUAUUCUUCCAAGUUUUUCUUAGUUUGCUCUUGACUUCUUAAGCUUACUUUUUCGAUUGGACAGUAUAUUACAAGUACCAAAAAAUGGAUGAGAAAAUGAGUUGGGCGGUCUCGGACGCCGUCGACUUCAAAGGUUUCCCGGCUGACAGAUCAAAAACAGGUGGUUGGGUGCCUGCAGCUUUAAUAUUAGGGAUUGAAAUCUGCGAGAGGCUAUCAACAAUGGGUAUAGCUGUAAACUUGGUCACUUACUUGGGUAGAACCAUGCAUCUUCCGAGUACCACGUCGGCAAAUAUCGUGACUGAUUUUAUGGGGACUUCUUUUCUACUGUGUCUGCUCGGUGGAUUCGUUGCAGAUUCGUUCUUAGGCAGAUACAAGACCAUAGCCAUCUUUACAUUAGUCCAAAUACUGGGUACCGGAAUGCUAGCAUUCUCAACAAAACUGCCUGAACUACGUCCACCACCAUGCGACUAUUAUUCCACGGCCAACAAAAAAUGUACACCGGCGACUGGAUUUCAAAUGGGUAUCCUAUAUCUCUCUUUGUACCUGAUUGCGUUAGGCACCGGAGGUCUAAAAUCGAGUGUAUCGGGAUUUGGAACGGAUCAGUUCGACGAAAAAGAUGAAAAAGAAAAAUCUCAAAUGGCUUUUUUCUUUAAUAGGUUUUUCUUUCUCAUCAGUGUUGGAACAUUGCUAGCAGUGACAGUACUUGUAUACAUACAAGAUGAAGUUGGCAGAAGUUGGGCUUACGGAAUUUGUUCCGUUUCUAUGUUGAUAGCCGUCUUGAUAUUUUUAUCAGGAACUAAAAGAUAUAGAUUCAAGAAAAGCUCUGGAAGCCCUAUUGUUCAUAUUUCUCAAGUCAUUGUUGCUUCUAUCAAGAAAAGAAAGCUUAAUUUACCUUCUACUUUCAACUUAUACGAAGAUUUACCGGAGCAGAAGAGAAUACAGCACACCAAUCAAUUCCGUUGUCUGGACAAAGCUGCGAUUGUUGUUGAGGGAGACUAUGAGAAGAUUGGAUCAUCUACAGUUCUGAAUCCGUGGAAAUUAUGUUCAGUGACUAGAGUAGAGGAAGUGAAAAUGAUGACAAGUCUAUUGCCAAUUUGGGCAACUACUAUUAUAUUUUGGACCACUUAUGCACAAAUGAUAACUUUCUCGGUAGAACAAGCUUCAACAAUGAAGAGAUCUAUUGGAAGUUUUCAAAUUCCUGCUGGUUCGCUUACUGUCUUCUUUGUAGGAGCUAUAUUGAUCACCCUUGCCGUAAAUGAUCGGAUGAUCAUGCCUCUUAUGAAGAAAUGGCGAGGAGACCAAGGCUUUACAAACUUGCAGAGAAUCUCCUUAGGCCUUAUCUUGUCGAUAGCAGGAAUGGCGGUAGCAUCAGUAGUAGAAGUAAAGCGUUUAUCAGUAGCAUCGAAAUCUGUCAACAACACUUCAAAAGAUUUACCAAUUAGCGUUUUCCUUUUGAUCCCACAGUUCUUCUUAGUAGGUUCUGGAGAAGCCUUCAUGUACACUGGCCAGCUCGACUUUUUCAUAACUAAAUCACCAAAAGGAAUGAAAACCAUGAGUACUGGUUUAUUUCUUACAACUCUAUCAUUCGGAUUUUUCAUCAGUAGUUUCUUGGUCUCAGUAGUACAAAAAGUUACUGGAAGUAGUGAUGGGCAUGGAUGGUUAACUGAUGAUAUUAACAAUGGAAGGCUUGACCUCUUCUAUGCACUUCUUGCUGUAUUAAGUUUCGUCAACUUUGGAGCUUAUCUUGUUUGCGCCAUGUGGUUUAAAUCAAAUGAGAGACAGAACAGUGCUUUACAGAUGAGCAGUAUUAUUUCCGGUCAAGGUACUGAAGCUGAUGAAAAAUGUUAAGCUGGAUAAAUGUUAUUGAAUGCAUGCAUUACAUGGUUUAUUCAUCUUUUUUCGUUCUAGUGUAUUUGGGUGUGUUGAAGUGGUAUAAUUCUGAUGUAGAGUAAAAUGCCAAUCAAUAGUGUGUUUCUGUUUGGUCUAUGUUUCUUAGCUGUUCCAAGCUUCCAGGUUCCAGUUAAAGAGAUCUCUAAUGAUUAAAAUAAUAGAAAAUAUUGUCCAUCA
Messenger RNA from Papaver somniferum (opium poppy), 2496 nucleotides. Its product is annotated as protein NRT1/ PTR FAMILY 6.2-like. The transcript is spliced from 6 exons. The record is from RefSeq and is a predicted model, not a curated record. The coding region runs from base 514 to 2277 and encodes 587 amino acids. Lineage: Eukaryota; Viridiplantae; Streptophyta; Magnoliopsida; Ranunculales; Papaveraceae. Gene Ontology annotation, biological process: transmembrane transport; oligopeptide transport. Gene Ontology annotation, molecular function: transmembrane transporter activity. Gene Ontology annotation, cellular component: membrane.